This is a messenger RNA of Dermacentor silvarum, 1157 nucleotides long. RefSeq lists its product as uncharacterized. Bases 377 to 1090 code for a protein of 237 amino acids. Lineage: Eukaryota; Metazoa; Arthropoda; Arachnida; Ixodida; Ixodidae. The transcript has 5 exons. The record is from RefSeq and is a predicted model, not a curated record.
CAACGCUCCUGUGUGCGGUAGCCGAUCGUGAGCGUGGUGAAAGUUGUGCGUCGGGUGUGUGUAGUGAGUUUUUGUACUUCAUCACUUAUUUUCUCACAGUCGUAAGACACCGUGGAAAUAUUUCAGUGCGUCUCUGAUCAGAGGGCACGUCAGCAGCACUCACUCAGUGCGCGAGCACUCCCGAGCCAUCCGAGAGAACGCUACAAGUUCGCGCCAUCGGUGAUGUAAGCAGGCGCUGCGGCCUCUCUUCGCCCACACUUGGGAGCUGAGGUUGUCAUCACAGGCGUGACAGCCGAAGGCGUGCGUGCGACGCUCUGCUCUUCGUGCCGAAUGCUGCUGUCUGGCAGCUGCACCCACCCAUGAGAGGGCCACCAAGAUGGAGCUCCUGAGCCUGCUACGCUCCCAGUGGGAGGCAUUGGAAUCCUUCAGAGGCCGGCUGGAAGGCGUCGUUCAGCGCUGUGAAGGCAUGUUGCUCCUACUUAACCAGGUGCUGUUCUUCAUGCUGUGUGACCGGUGGUUCUGUCCAGACGACCGUUUGACAGGCCUCUACUCGCUGCUUUUCUACAACAUCCUGUGCUAUCUGUGCCACUAUGCAGCCAAUGUGUUCAGCUUGCGUGACUACACGCCUUACGUCCACGUGUCUGACCAGUCCAAAAUACGACACCUUGCCAUGAGUGUCACUAAGGUGGUGCUGGACCUGACCAAGGGUGUGACGUUUGUGAUCACGGGCGUGUUCAUGCUGCUCGUGUUUGGCCUAGAGCAGGGACUGGAGCACUUCAGCCCGAGCUGGCCCUACCUGGCGCUGACGAGCGCCUACUUUGCACUGACCGAGCGUGCAUGCCAGGAGCGGCUGCCCACCGUGCUAGGCUGGCUGCAGCUGGCCUCCUUGGAGAAUCUGGAGCCUCUAUGGGCGCCCGUGCUGUGCCGCCUGGCCUCCUCCCUGGCCACCCUGCUGCUCGUGGUGGCUGUCUCCUUCUGGGGCGGUGGCCACGGUGGGGGCGCCUGGGGCCUCUGCCUGCUCGCCAGCUAUUUCAACGUCUACCUGGGCCUUAAGGUGAGGGGGAGUGUUGCUGACUGCAGGCAGUGCUAGCCUUAGAAUGCUGCUGGCAGAUGCACUAGCAGAGUGCCACUUGUCAGGUAGAGCCCGUCACAGCGCA